GGCCAUAUUCACAUUCAUUCCUACGUGGUUGACGUUUGCUGUCUUUCAGGGUCCCUCCCUCCCGCUAGGCUAGCUAGUUUUUGGUUGGUUUUCACGCGUGGGAUCCAUGCAUAUGUUUCUGUGUUAAACAAACAAAAAACACAACAGAUCCAAAUCUAGCAACAAACAACCUUUGAACAAACAUAUUAGAUCCAAGAAAUACAGUCCCCGCUCGCUCUGAGGUGCCACUCUCCUUCCCUAAUUGCCAAUUGUUGCUCUAAAGCUUCCAUUCUCAUCAUUUGUAUUCUGGGCUUUACACUCCACUAAAGCAAUCAUGUCUAGAAGGCCCGGAAACCCCACACGGCGCUUUGCUGCUGGUGGAAGCCUCGGGGGCAUUUUUCAUCCGAAAUCACGCCCUACUCCUUUGUUACCUACAAUCCUUCUCAUUUUGGGUGCUGUCCUUGUUGUUGGCUAUGUUUAUCGAGGCUCAGGUACAUCUGGAAGUUCAGCACUCAGCAGGCUUGAAGGUGAAUUUACCUGCACUUCGGAGCUUCAGCUGGCUAUUCCUUACUUAAAGAAGGCAUAUGGUGACAGCAUGCGCAAAGUUUUGCACGUGGGACCUGAUACUUGUUCUGUGGUGUCCAAACUAUUAAAAGAAGAAGAAACUGAAGCAUGGGGUGUUGAACCUUAUGAUGUCGAGGAUGUCGAGGCGAACUGCAAGAAUCUUAUCCACAGAGGAAUAGUACGUGUGGCAGACAUCAAAUUCCCAUUACCCUACAGGCCAAAAUCAUUUUCUCUUGUUAUCGUGUCGGAUGCAGUGGAUUACCUGUCUCCUAGAUACCUAAACAAGACUAUUCCAGAGUUAGCAAGAGUGUCUGCUGAUGGUCUAGUUAUUGUUACAGGUUACCCUGGUCACUCCAGAGCUAAAGUCGCUGAGCUAUCCAAGUUUGGACGUCCUGCAAAAAUGCGGAGCUCUUCUUGGUGGGCACGCUUCUUUGUGCAGACCAGCCUACAAGAGAACGAUGCUGCAAUGAAAACGUUUGAGAAGGCUGCAGCGAACGAUGGAUACAAGUCUAGGUGUCAGAUUUUCCAUGUUAAAUCAUUCCAUUGACACAUCAACCAUCUCACAGUUAAGAGAGCAAUCUCUUCAUUGUCGGUGAUAUUUUUAGCAGGUCUUUAAAAGUCUCAUUUUUGCACCUCCCACAUCAAGGGAAAAAAGAAGCAGGAAUGAAGAAAAAUAUCCUGCGUCAUUUUGAGUAAUUCAAUAUGUACAAGCAGACUAAUUGAAAGUUGAAACUUCUGAUUUUCAUAAAUUUCAUACAGUCAACACGUUAUAUAGGUAAUAGGUUCGCUAUUUGGUAUGAAUUGUUUGCAUCUGUAUUAUUUGUUGUCUGCAUCUUUAUUAUCAGGAUGUUUCUAUACUUAGCGUAAAA
Nicotiana attenuata is the source of this 1412-nucleotide messenger RNA. RefSeq lists its product as uncharacterized. Lineage: Eukaryota; Viridiplantae; Streptophyta; Magnoliopsida; Solanales; Solanaceae. The coding region runs from base 314 to 1090 and encodes 258 amino acids. The record is from RefSeq and is a predicted model, not a curated record. Gene Ontology annotation, biological process: pectin metabolic process. The transcript has 7 exons. Gene Ontology annotation, molecular function: methyltransferase activity.